UUGUCACUGCUCCUCACUAUGAAUCAGUACGUCGAAGCUCCAGCUUUCGUUCCUUCCAAGAUCAAUAUUCAAGAUUCUAUAACAUCGUCCGAUGACUCGGCCUCGACCAACGCUACAAGCCUACCGGACCGCAGAGGGCCAGGAAUGCUUUAUACACCAGCAGUACCAUCACCACUCCGGCCUGCCUUGAGGCUAGGAUGCCCGGAUCCGAGAGCCAACAUCAACACGCCCACCAAUUUAAAAUCAGCGUGGUCAGCUUUGACAUCACCGAACUCUUUCGAGCAGCUAUACACGGAAAAAGCUUACCUGACGGCUUCCUUGAGCAAACAGGACGAACGCGAGAUCGAGCUCAUGCGAAAGCUGUCGACCCUUCAGGAGAAUGUUGACAGCGGCCUGCCGUCUGACGAGCGUCGCAAGGCACGAAAGAAGAUAGCUUUGCUCAAGAGCAAGAUUUCCGACGCCACGGCACAAAAGAAGGCCAUUCUCCUGCGGCUCGGCGAUAUCUACGUGGAGCUCCAGAGCCGCGAGACGUGGAUCCAGAUACAGAACGAACUCUACGAGCGAAGAUGCGCGUGGUGGGCCGUCAACUCACCCAGUGCUGCCGCUUACGCUACGACUCCCUCCGAUGUGAUAUCGAUGAUACCGACGCCGCUUGAUGCUGCCUCCCCAGUCUUCUUUCCCGCAGGUUGCCAUCCGGUCUACAACACGUGGGACGUGGCAGCGCCCCGGUUUGAAGAGCAUGGAUAUGAGGUAUACGAUACAGUGUCAGCUGAACCGUGGACCAAAUAUAAUCAGUAUUCUGAUGAUGUUCUCGUGGAGGACUUGGGAAAUCAUGGCUUACAAUUUGUGUACGAAGGGAGGGCGGAAGAACCGCGGCAGGACGUCAACGACGUCCAAGACAAUGAACCAAGCAGAGAGGUUCCACUUCUGACAUCGGGUAGAAGAAGGAAUAGUCUUCCAUCGAUGAAAAGCCUCUGGCCAGGGGUUUAG
Molecule: messenger RNA, 990 nt
Organism: Colletotrichum phormii
Lineage: Eukaryota; Fungi; Ascomycota; Sordariomycetes; Glomerellales; Glomerellaceae
Exons: 1
Source: RefSeq, a predicted model, not a curated record